This is a messenger RNA of Miscanthus lutarioriparius, 405 nucleotides long. Lineage: Eukaryota; Viridiplantae; Streptophyta; Magnoliopsida; Poales; Poaceae. The record is from the annotation of a GenBank genome assembly.
AUGGCCACAACCGAGCAUUUCCAGAGCAUGGUUGGCCGCAUGAUUAGAUGUUUCUUCCUACAAGCACAUGCUGCAGUCCUGACACCCUGCUGUCGCCACCUCCGCGCAGAGCAUCAAGAGUGCCUUAGACGUGAUGAACUUGAAUUGUUCAUCGACCGAAAGCUCAAGCAUGGUGUGGGCGAUGCAGCCAUCCUGGUAGGCCUCGCACGCCAGGGCUAUGAGUUCAGGAACCUCACGCUCGGGAAGGAUGUCCUCCUAUUUCUUGUCGGUGAGGUUGAGUUGCUGCAGCCGCAUGAAUGUCCUCAUCAAGCCGUGGAGGACACCACGAACACCUUCUUGAUCGCUGGGGAUGCCCACCGCUUUAUUCGCCUUCAAGAUCCUAGUGGCGCUGCCUCCUUCGUAUAG